AUGCAGUGCGUACCAGGCGUCAUUCCGUACGCCAUAGGUAGCCGUUCUUACGAGCGAGCCGCGCAGUUCGCUAAGGAGGUCGGCAUGGCUGGCGACGCCGCGAUUUACGGCAGCUACGCUGACGUCAUUGCGGACCCGUUAGUGGACGCCGUUUACAUCCCGCUGCCGACUGCGCUCCACGUGGAGUGGGUGCACCACCUUGCCAUGCCAGACGAGGAAUCAGGAGAAGCUCCUGCUUCUCCUCGCAAUGGACUUUCUGUGCUCGGGGUUUUCCCCCGCCUGGGCAAAGCUUAUGCCACUCCUGUCAACGAACCUCCUCGCCCCGAAUCACCAGUCCGUUCAGUCAGCAUGGUAUAUGCGUGGGGCGCACCGAGCUCGCCGACUGUCGUGGAGCCACACCCGUCCGUGACUCUUGUGCCUGGUGGUGACGAGGGCCCUUCAAACCGCGGCGAGAGCACUCCGUCAACGGUGAAUAGCGCUCCUGCCAAGCGUCCUCGCACCGGUGGUGUGAAAUACACCCAGCAGCUUCUGUGGGGUGCAAAGCCCCCACGCCAACCACCAAGUCCUCCUCGUGCAGCACCGCUUGUGAAUGCUGAUGAGGAGUUACCCAAAUCGGAUGCUGACGCUGAGUAUGCAAUCAUGAAACACCGUUUUGAUUCUGACUGGGCAUCCCGUUUUCCGUGGCUUCGUUUGCAUCGCACGAAAGCAGGCCGCCCCUCGUUGAAGUGCAACGUCUACAUGCUGCAUGGCGAUCCCUCUGCCAACACGACGUACGGCGUCAAGGGCGAGGGCGGCCGCGAUCUUCAGCUUGGCAGCAUGCGCGCCCAUGUUGCGACUCGGGCGCACAAGGCCGCCUUGAAGGUGGAAGCUGAGGCUGAGGCGCGUCGUGAGCGUCAACUCACUCUGACGCGUUGGCAAGCCACGGACGCAUCAACACGUCACAUAAUCCGCUGUCUGCACAUCGCCAUGUUCAUCUGUAAGGCGGAUGCUCCAAUCGCCAUGUUUGUUCCUCUCUGCUGGUUCCUAGCCAGAGAGGGACUACCCGAUCUUCCGCCCACUGGUGGCUACGGCGCGUACUAUACGGAGAUGCGCCUGACCCAACGCUACCUCCGUGUCCCCGAGGGACACACAUUCGGUCAUGGCGACAAGAUGCAUCUGCCUGCCUUCAUCCGUGCACAUGGGAAGUCGGACCCGGACAAGCGGAAGAUGAAGGUGGAAGGGGUCGAUAGAGAUGGGACCCCAUCCUCUCAUGAGUUCGUGCUCCACGAGCGACCUCUGGCCGAUGAAGACCCAGGCGGUGAAGACCCAGACGGUGACGCGACAGCAGGUGACGCGACAGCAUGCAACGAGCUGUCGACCAAGUUUGUGCGGGAGGUUGUGAAGCAGCUUGAGAAGCGGCUGAGAGAUCUGUCUCACCUCGAUGGCUCGAAGCUCUUUUUGUCAUCGAAGUACCUUCUCGACGAUGACAAGCGUGUCGCGGCGUUCAAGCGCUGGCUGAAGCAGCUCCAUGUGCUCUUCCGCGAGACCCUGCCCGGUUUGUGCCCGUUGAUUCUGUGA
Closterium sp. Naga37s-1 is the source of this 1557-nucleotide messenger RNA. Lineage: Eukaryota; Viridiplantae; Streptophyta; Zygnematophyceae; Desmidiales; Closteriaceae. The record is from the annotation of a GenBank genome assembly.